Polistes dominula (European paper wasp) is the source of this 6338-nucleotide messenger RNA. It is a transcript of the gene fs(1)N, whose product is annotated as female sterile (1) Nasrat. The record is from RefSeq and is a predicted model, not a curated record. Lineage: Eukaryota; Metazoa; Arthropoda; Insecta; Hymenoptera; Vespidae.
CCAACUACAAUGUUAGAUUAACUAAUCUAUAAAUAUUAUGAGUCAAUCGAGUCAAAUUUAGUAGAAAGUAAUUUGAAGAAAUUUAAUCUAAGUAUUUCAGUAUUCGCAAAUAUGUUUCGUAGUUCGUCGUUAUUAGUUCUUAUCUGUCUUAUUCUAAUUGUUCAUUUCGAAACGACAAAAUGUCAUCAAAAUGGUAUCGAAGAAAUACUGAAAGAGGAAAAAGAAAUGUUAAAUAUCACUGGAAAAUCUUUACAACAUAGUUCAGAAGAUUCCACGGACAUAAAUACCUUAAUUUGGCAGGAGUAUGAAUUUGGAACGAAUGCUGGCAAUCGUGAUGAAGUCGUAAUAACGAAUAUCACGAUAGAAGAGGAUUUAAGAUUACCAAAUAACGAAUUUAAUUGGAUUUUAUUUGAAAGCAAUGGAAACAAUUAUUUAGCAAGUUCGAGAGAAAGAACGUUAUUUUUGUAUACCCUUGAUAUAAAUGGUAUCCCAACGUCAUCAAAUUUUGUCAAAUAUAAAUUAGAUGGUCGUGUGUUAGCUUUUACAUUGAUCGAUGUUAAAAAUACUACAAAAUUAUCCGAACAAAAUGAUAUCAUUGCUGUUGUGUGCGUUGAAAAAAAUGACACGACGAGUUUACAAUGGUAUCGAAUUUCUAAUCAAAAAUUAGAAUUAUUUUGGACAUGGAAUAUAGAACGGCCAGCUAUAGAUAUACAAUUUGUUAAAUAUCGAGAUCAAAACAAAUUAUUGUUGCUGUUUAAUAGAAACGAUUAUGAGACACGUAUUAUCUCAGUAAUUGAUAUUUACAGUUUCAAUAUUGAUUUCGUCAGAAAGGAUUAUCACUUUAGGUUGACUCAAGAGAUACAAACUUACUCGAUUCGCGAUAUGAAAUUAUGUAAAAUAUACGAACACACGAUGCUUGCACUUCUUGGCCAAAAUGAAGUUUUACUUUAUGAACAGAAAGAGAACGAUGACGUUAAUGGUAUGUUCGAAUUAUGGCAAACGAUUAAAUCUAACAAUUUAAAUAAUUUCAUUUGUUUCGAGAGUGGUCACGCUCAAUAUUUGGCUACUUCUGGAAAAGAAUCUGCAUUGUUUUAUUUUGCGGAUAAUUCAUUUCAAUACAAUUCCAAGACCGAAGAUUUUUUUAAUGCAUUUCCAGAUAUUGCUUGGGUCGAAGAAAUUCCUGUUGAAACUUACAGAGAUGAAUCAUUGUUAUUGGUACAAUUGUUAGAUUCAACGAUCUAUACUUUAACUUGGCAAGGUGUUCAUCGAUUCAAAGUAACAUCCUUGCCUAACGUUUUACUCAAUAAAUUUGACCUUUCUAAAAUAACCAGUAUUCCAAGAUAUGGAUUUGUAUCUGGAAAUGUAUUUGUCAAAAUCGAUACGAAACUUAAUCAACUUUCCAGUCCUAUCGAAGAUAAAAUUAUCGGAAUGAUUGAGGCAAAAACAUUAUUACAAGUACGAUAUUUGGAUUGUUCGUUAUCUAUAUUCGUUUGUAUAUAUAUAUAUAUAUAUAUAUUUCAAAUUGAACUGUUUUUUUUUUUUUAGGAGUUAUUGAAUAAACAGGAACAAAUAAUCGACGAGAUCGAUGAAAGAUUUGAUCUGAUAGAUCAUAUGAAUUAUACACAAAUCAAAUCAUUGAACGCUUCUAAGAUAAUAACGAAAAAUUUAAGAAUGGGAAAUGACGUAUCUUAUACGAUCAAUUUAGAUACGAAAAAUUUAACACGCGAGGAUAUAAUAACAGAUAUGACAUUAAUCAAAAAAUCAUUACGAGAUUUAACAGAACAAUAUAAUCAUUUGAAAUUGGAUUUACAGUAUGGAUCCGAUUUAGAUUCGAUGAUCGUAAUGGAUUUAAAUAUUUUUGGAGAUUUAAAACUACGUGGUAAUCUUUACGUAGAAGAAUUUUCAACGAAUACAUUGAAUGAUCUACCGAUGUUACAAAUAUUACAAGAAUAUUUAACCAAUGAUACCAAUGACGUUGUAAACGGGGAAAAAUCAUUUUCUAAUAUUGAAACAAAGAAUGCGAUUGUUCGAAAGAUCAACGGUAUACCGUUAGAACAAAUUAUUUUUGAAGAAUCUAAAGUACAUUAUUCAAACAUGAAUUUGUCUAAUGAUAUCUAUGACAUAACAAUAGAUGGACAUUUAUCUAUUUCCAAGAUAAAUAAUAUCAAGUGGGAAAAUAUUGUUUGGAAAAAUAAAUUAGCUUUUAUACCGAAUAAAACAACGAUUAAUGGGGUACGUAGAUACGUAUCUUUUAUAUCUUAUGUUAUUUUGUUACAGAAAAUUGAAGCUAAAGAAGUCAAUGCGAAAAUCGUGAAUGAUUUAAUGUAUCCUUACGAUUACGUCUUAGAAAAAGGUUCCAUUCCUGUUUACGUUACUGGAAUAAAAAAUUUUGAUCGACUGACUGUCCAAACCUUAUCCCAUGUCUCUAACAUAAACAAUAUUCUCAUAAACGAGUUCGUUACACUAGACCACGAUCAUAUUUUCAAUGAAAAUAUUACAUUUCGUAACAUAACUGUUCUUGGAUCUUUCACGGUAUUAUUACAGAUCGAUGGUAACAUUAGUGGAUUUGAUUUAUCACAAUUAAAACAGGAACGAUUGAUCAACGAAACUCAAAGUUUAAUUUCUAACGCUAUUUUGUACAAUUUGACAGUUUUGGGUAAUGUUUAUUUGGAGGAUUCGAUAAAUGGUAACAAUUGGUCAAACUUUGAGGAUGUUUUAUUGAUGAACGAUUCUAGAAUCGAGAUAUUUGGAAAAAAAGAAUUUAGAGGUAACGUUGAGAUCAAUGGAUCAUCCACUUAUAUCGUUUCUAAUAAAAUCAAUGGACAUGAUAUCAAAGAAUUUCUUACUUUGGAUACAGAGCAAACAUUUACGAUAACAGAUUUGAAAGAAAUGUCGGAUAACGUGAGUUUCGAUGAAGUAACUCACGAAUUUGUAAACAAAGUUAGCAAAAUUGUUGAAGAAGAAACGAAAGAAAAUUCACAUUGUAUGAAUAAAAGUUUCAUUUUUGAAAAUACAUUGAUCGUUGAUAAUCUAUCAUUCGAUAUUUUAAACGACAAUAUUACAAACGAUACGUUCAAUCAACAAAUGAAUUUAACUCUUCGAAGUGUCACGUUUAAUGAUUUAACGAUUAACAAAUUAAACGUUCAAGAGAUCAAUCCAAUAUUCGUAAAUAAUGUUAAUAUGAGUGAAUUCAUGGAAUUUGCCAUAACUAAAUCGACUAUACAAAAUGUAAGUGUAAAUUGUUCGUUUGAACAAUUGCAAGUUGAAAAUCUGGAAAUCGAACGUUUCAAUGGAUUGUCGAUUAAAGAAUGGAACGAUCUGAUAGAUCACUUGUAUCGAUCUUAUAGGAAUAUUUUUGAUCCUAACAUUGUUACAUUAGAAUCUGUCAUCGUUAAAGGAAUGAUCGAUGCUUCUUCGAUAAAUGGAAUAUUAUUGGAUAAAAUGUACGAUCCGUCAACUAUAGGUACUGUGAUCUAUGAAAAUGAUCUUUACGUAGAAAACCUUACUGUAUUAGGUUUCAUAAAUAAUUUCAAUAUCAGUGAACUCGUGAAAAAUGCUGUUCUCAAAACAGACGAAGAAAUUGUUAUAAACGAAAUGAAAGAAUUCGAAAAUAUUCAUUGCAAAUUUCUACAAAUAAAAUCAUUUAAUGAUCACGAUGUUAAAAAUAUUUUAAAUCCGUACAAAAAUCAAAAUUUAACUGGUCCUGUUGUGAUAAAUGGUAAGACAUCAAAAGAUGAUUUUAGAUUGUAUUUACAUCUCAAGAUUCGUUCGAUAAAUCAUGUAAUGUUUCGUGAUCCUAUAAUUGCAGGUACUGCAAAUGUUGUUGAAAGUUUCGAUGCAAAAGUAAAGAUCAAAAAUAAAGUAUACUUUCGUGAUUUAAUAAACAGAUUUAAAAAAUUAAACAACGAUACCUACGAAUUAAACGUAAAUGUCAGAUUUGUCAAUCCAAUAGAAAUAAUUGAUCUUAAAAUGAAUGGUACAAUCGAUGGGAUAGAUUUCAACAAAUUAGUUGAAUCUAUAGUGUUGAAAAAUGAAGAUAACGUAACAUUGUUGGGAGAUAAACAUUUAAUAGGAUCGUUGAAAUUAAACGAAUCGUAUGUUAUUAUCGACGAAUCUAUCAACGAUAUCAAUUUAAGAAGAUUUUAUGAAAAAGCUAUUUUCAUCGAUAAACCUUUGACGAUAAAUUCUAGCGUUGUUUUUCAAAAGGAUAUCAUUUUGAAAGAAAAUUUGGAUGUAGUUGAAAAUUUGGAAGUUAAUUGGAUCGGUGAUGUCGAUUUUGAUAACUUGAAGGAUGUCGUUGUUUAUUUGGAUGGACUAUACUUUUUCCCAGGUAACUAUAAUUUAUUUAUUUAUUUAUUAUUUUUUUUUUUUAAUAAUUUUGUUUUUUUAGCUUCAACGACGUUCACGAAUAUUAAUUUCAUUGGUGAUGUUAACAUAAAAAAUUGGAAUAACAUUGAUAUGAGUUCGAUAAUAGUAUUAGCUGAGAAUCAAAUAAUUUCGAAUGAAUUUAUUCGAGCUUUUGACAUCACCGUAGAAAAUAUCGACAUAAGAAGAAAAAUAAAUGGACGUAAUUUGAACGAAAUUUAUACGAACACUUUGAUGAAAAUAGGUGAUCAAAUUGUUCAUGGAAAUGUAACAUUUCUCGGUAAAGUUCUCAUGCGUCACGAUUUUAAUCCUCGUCUCAUAAAUCAUAUGAAUCCGAAACAAAUUGUACUCGUAAAUACCAACGACGUUAUCAUUGGUACACAUUUAUGAAUUAUUAUUCUAUGACAAAAUCAAUAUCUGAUUUUAUAUAACAGUAUAUUUUUAAAAAAUAUCUUUUUCUUCUUUUUAGGAAAUGUCGAAUUUGAAAAAGAAGUAAUUCUAAAUGGAUCAUUAAGAGUUUUAGGUCGUUUCAAUGAAAUAGAAUUAAUUGGUUGGCAAGCAACAGCAGUAAAAACGAAUUAUCCAUCGGACCAAUUAAUCUCUGGAAAAUGGAAAAUACAUGGAAACGUUUAUUUAAAACAUAGCAUCGUUACAAACGGUGGUCUCUUAAAUGGUUUUAACUCGACCGAGUUAGCCAAUUUGUUGAAACAAAAUCAAAUGGCAAUGGAAACAAAUUUAAUUGAAUCAACGGUACGUCAAAAUAAAUUAUUAUUAUUAUUUUCAUUUUUCAUUAUUUGCCAGACAAAUUUAUCUAAUUUAUGCAGAAAUGCAGUAAACCUGCAAUACUAUGCAGAAACACAAAUCUACAAAUUCAAAGCUUUCGAAUAUUUGCAAGAAACUAUUGAAUUAAAACAACAUAUAUUAAGCGUUCAUUAUUUCGAAAUACAAAAUAUCGAUUUACUUUUAAUAAGUUACGAGUCUUGUCACUUGGAUGCUUAUCAAUAUAAUGGAAAAAUAUUUAAAUUAAUAGCGAGAAUUCCUAAUUUUGGAUACGUCCUAAAUUGGAUAACAUUGAAUCACAACGAUUCAUUGUAUUUUCUUGUUACGGGAGAACCAAAGUAUGGAAGAAAUUCGACAAAUUUAUGGAAACUCGAAAAUGAUAAACUAGUUCACGUUUAUGAAUUUGAAGAUGUUCGUGACGUGAGACAAUUAAACAAUGAUACAAUUUUAUUAUUGUUUACCGAUCGUUUGGAAAGUCUAACUAUCCAACAAAUAUAUAACAACGAAUCGUUAAUAUCAAAUCCGAAUUAUUAUGUUACUCAUUUCGAAGAUCAACCUUUGAAAUUUGUUUCCAAUACAGAUAGAAUAUUAUUGAGUAAUCGAUAUACGAUCUACGAGCUUGAUAAAUCACUUACAAAUUAUACAUUUUCAAAUAAUCGUUUGAGAUCCAGUGAAAUUCUAUCCAUGAAAGUAGGAAUCUUUGAUAAAGAAUACUUUUUGCAUUAUAAUCCAAAUUUCACCAGGGAUAACAUAUUUGUAAGUAUCAGUGACAACGAUUUGAACGAAACUAAAAUUUUACAAAUAAUACCAACGAACAAUCCAUCCUCAUUUACGAUCAUUCAUUUUGAAGGAUCUAUCGAAGUAUUACUCAUUUUUAUUGAAAACAAUAAAAAUUUGAAAGUUUACGAAUAUAAAGGCAUUCAAGGUUUUGUUCUUCGAGAUACUAUCAAAAUUCAAGCUGAAAAGAUUUCAAUAUUGAAAAUACGAAAGCAUAAUAACAUGACGAGGAGACAUUGUUUAGCAGUAAUCGAUAAAAAUCGAUUAACAAUAUUAGAAGCUAAAAUGCACGGAGAAAGAUUAGACAUGUCUAAAUUGUCAUGUAUUUUACCAUAAAUAUCGAUUCAAUCGUGUUUAUAUAUUACACGAUUAUUAUUAUAUAUUAAAUAUAUAUAUAUAUAUAUAUUCUUAAUCAA